Molecule: messenger RNA, 1662 nt
Organism: Frieseomelitta varia
Lineage: Eukaryota; Metazoa; Arthropoda; Insecta; Hymenoptera; Apidae
Gene: T3dh
Product: probable hydroxyacid-oxoacid transhydrogenase, mitochondrial
Exons: 8
Coding region: 103-1527 (474 amino acids)
Cellular component (GO): mitochondrion
Molecular function (GO): metal ion binding; alcohol dehydrogenase (NAD+) activity
Source: RefSeq, a predicted model, not a curated record
CAUUCCGUUCAAAAUAGUCCAAGAGAUCGAAGAACAUUUGAAUCAGUGUUUUUUUUUUAAAUUUUUAUAUUAUUUUACAAUUAUAUAUUAUACUACGAAAAAAUGGAAAAAAUUCCCAAAAAACGUAUUUUAGAUUUAUUGCAAGUUAUAUCCUUACAGUCAUGUAAAUGCCCAGCUCAUGGAAAUCCAGGAGGUACAACUUUACAUGAAUUAAGGAAAGCUCGUAGUACAGUAGCUAAUGCUGUUCCAGCAAAAGAAUAUGCAUUUGAGAUGGCUUGUUCUACAAUACGAUAUGGUAUUGGUGUUACAAAAGAAUUGGGUAUGGAUAUGCAAAAUUUUGGUUCAAAAAAUGUGUGUUUAAUGACAGAUUCUAACUUAAUAAAUUUACCACCUAUUAAAACUGCUAUGGACAGCCUUACUAAGUAUGGAAUUCAAACUACAGUUUAUGAUAAAGUACGUGUAGAGCCUACAGAAGAAAGUCUGAAAGAUGCUAUUGAAUUUGCUAAACGUGGACAAUUUGAUGCUUUUAUAGCGGUAGGAGGUGGUUCUGUAAUGGACACUUGUAAGGCAGCAAAUCUUUAUAGUUGUGAUUCACAUGCAGAAUUUUUAGAUUAUGUAAAUGAACCUAUUGGUAAAGGAAAACCAAUCACAAUUCCAUUAAAACCAUUAAUAGCAGUACCAACUACAUCUGGUACUGGUUCAGAAACAACUGGCGUUUCUAUCUUUGAUUAUAAAUCACUUAAAACUAAAACUGGAAUUGCUAAUAGAGCUCUGAGACCUACCUUAGGUCUUGUUGAUCCAAAUCAUACAUUAUGUAUGCCAGAAAGGGUCUGUGCUUUUUCUGGUUUUGAUGUGCUGUGUCAUGCCCUUGAAUCUUUUACUGCAAUACCAUAUACAGAAAGAGAUUGUCCUCCAAAUCCAAUUCUUAGACCAGCCUAUCAAGGAAGCAAUGCUAUUAGUGAUGUGUGGGCAAAAUAUGCUCUUCAAAUAAUGCGCAAAUAUUUUAAAAGAGCAGUAUAUAAUCAAGAUGAUCUUGAAGCCAGAAGUAACAUGCAUCUUGCAAGUACUAUGGCAGGUGUUGGAUUUGGUAAUGCUGGAGUUCACCUUUGCCAUGCACUGUCUUAUGCUAUUAGUGGAAAUGUGCGAAGUUUUCAAGCAGAGGGUUAUGGCAAGAAUCAUGCUUUAAUACCACACGGUCUUUCAGUUGUUGUAUCAGCACCUGCUAUAUUUUCUUUUCUUGGACGGGCGUGUCCAGAAAGACAUUUAGAAGCCGCUGAAUUACUUGGUACUGAUAUUAGCCGAGCUAAAAAGAGUGAUGCCGGUCAAAUAUUAGCAGACACUGUAAGAGAAUAUAUGCAAAUGAUGAAAAUUGAAAAUGGUUUAGCCGAAUUAGGAUUCAAAACUGAAGAUAUACCUACGUUAGUUAAGGGCACUUUACCACAACAUCGUAUUACAAAAUUAGCACCACGAGAACAGUCAAAAGAAGAUCUAGCACAAUUAUUUGAAAAUUCAUUUACAGUUUACUAAAAGAAAAAUGUAUCUUAAUAUUGUAUUUUCUUAAAAAUAGUAGAUAAGCUAUUUUUUUUAUUUUUUCUACAUGAAACUUUAUAUACACCUACAAUCUAUUAAAUAAAAAUUACAAUAAAUAUUAUUUCAUGAAAA